AUGCUCCGUCAGUUAAGACAAUUCUCGUCCACACGUGUGGUGAGACAAACGAUUGGAAAUGACAUCAAGGGAUCAACAUUAAACUCCACCAAAUACUUGGGUCAAAAAUACCAUGUUAUCGACCAUGAAUAUGAUUGUGUGGUUGUAGGUGCCGGUGGUGCAGGUUUAAGAGCAGCAUUCGGGUUGGCUGAGGCUGGAUUUAAGACCGCUUGUAUUUCCAAGUUGUUUCCAACCAGAUCCCAUACAGUUGCUGCUCAAGGUGGGAUCAAUGCUGCCUUGGGUAACAUGCACAAGGAUGAUUGGCAUUGGCAUAUGUACGAUACCGUCAAAGGUUCCGAUUGGCUUGGUGAUCAAGACGCUAUCCAUUACAUGACGAGAGAAGCUCCAAAGUCCAUUUACGAGUUAGAAAACUACGGUGUCCCCUUCUCCAGAAACGAAGAAGGUAGAAUCUACCAAAGAGCCUUCGGUGGUCAAUCUAAGGAAUACGGUAAGGGUGGCCAGGCUUACAGAACCUGUGCCGUCGCUGAUAGAACCGGUCACGCUUUGUUGCAUUCUCUUUAUGGUCAAUCUUUGCGUCACGAUACCCAUUUCUUCAUUGAAUUCUUUGCCAUGGAUUUAAUGAUGCAAGACGGAGCCUGUGUUGGUGUAGUCGCCUACAACCAAGAAGAUGGUACCUUGCACAGAUUCAGAGCACACAAGACCGUUAUUGCCACUGGUGGGUACGGUAGAGCUUAUUUCUCAUGUACCUCUGCCCACACCUGUACUGGUGAUGGUUACGCCAUGGUCUCCAGAGCUGGUUUACCAUUAGAAGAUUUAGAAUUCGUUCAAUUCCACCCAACUGGUAUCUAUGGUUCUGGUUGUUUGAUCACUGAAGGUUCUAGAGGUGAAGGUGGUUUCCUUGUCAACAGUGAAGGUGAAAGAUUCAUGGAACGUUACGCUCCAUCUGCUAAGGAUUUAGCUUCCAGAGACGUUGUUUCAAGAGCCAUCACCAUGGAAAUCAAUGAAGGUAGAGGUGUUGGUCCAGAAAAGGAUCACAUGUUCUUACAAUUAUCUCAUUUACCUGCUGCUGUCUUGAAGGAAAGAUUACCAGGUAUUUCCGAAACUGCCCACAUUUUCGCUGGUGUUGAUGUUACCAAGGAACCAAUUCCAAUUUUACCAACUGUCCAUUACAAUAUGGGUGGUAUCCCAACUAAGUGGAACGGUGAAGUUCUUACUCAAGAUGAAAAUGGAAAGGAUAAAGUUGUCCCAGGUUUACUUGCUUGUGGUGAAUCUGCAUGUGCCUCUGUUCAUGGUGCCAAUAGAUUAGGAGCUAACUCUUUAUUAGAUCUUGUUGUCUUCGGUAGAGCUGUUGCCCACACCAUUACUGAUCUGUUAACCCCAGGCACCCCAUUCCCACCAAUGCCAGCUGACUUAGGUAAGGAAUCCAUUGAAAACUUGGAUAAAUUAAGAAAUGCUAGCGGACCAAAGUCUACUGCUGAUAUUAGAUUAGAAAUGCAAAAGACUAUGCAAAAGGGAUGUGCUGUUUUCAGAACCCAAGAAACCCUUGAUGAAGGUUUAGAGAAGAUCUUAGCAAUUGAUAAGACAUUUAAGGACGUAGGUGUCACUGAUAGAUCUAUGAUUUGGAAUUCCGAUUUAGUUGAAACUUUGGAAUUACAAAACUUGUUAACCUGUGCCACACAAACUGCCAAGUCUGCCACUGAAAGAAAGGAAUCUAGAGGAGCUCAUGCUAGAGAUGAUUAUCCAGACAGAGACGAUGUCAACUGGAGAAAGCACACUUUAUCAUGGCAAAAGGGAUUUGGAGAGGACGUAACUUUAGGAUACAGAGAUGUCGUUAAGACCACUUUGGAUGAAAAUGAAUGUAAACCAGUUCCUCCAGCUAAGAGAGUUUACUAG
Dujonia railenensis is the source of this 1893-nucleotide messenger RNA. Lineage: Eukaryota; Fungi; Ascomycota; Pichiomycetes; Serinales; Debaryomycetaceae. The record is from the annotation of a GenBank genome assembly.